AUGGCGGCGGGCGGAGCGCGGGGCCGCAGCCGCACGGAGGCCCGCGGCUUAGCGCUCCCAGGGCGGCGGCGACGGCGGCCUCCCGGGCGCUGUGCGAAGGGGUCCCUGGAGGGCGGGCGCCCGGCGACCGCCUCUGCUCAGCCCGCGGGGGAGGCGCCGCCGGCGGCCCGCUGCCAGGAGCCGGGCGGCCCCCGGACGCCGAGCCUGUGUUCUUCACGCAAGGCGGCUGACAGACGACCCACAAAGAGGCUAAAAUGUGAAAAAAACAGUCUAGUAAAAUCAGAACUAGAAGGACUUGCAUGUGGAAGUGGAAACCUUGCUGCAUUGGGGGAAAAGCCUAAAACAUCUGAGGAUCGACAUUCAGAAGAUCCAGGAGACGGCAAUAUAAUUCAACAGAAAAAAGGUGAAAGCAUUCCAGAGGCUAAUGAAGACAAACAGGAAAAGGAGCAUAAUGUUUCUCUCAAGCCAUGUCCAGUGAAAUCAAGCAGUGCUCCAUCAAAAAUGGACCGUGAUGAAAAUCUGCAUAAUCAUGUCUGCAGGGAAGAGGAGAGCAGUUGUGAGAGUGUACUUUCAGAUGGGUCUAGCUUGGAGGAUAUAGAUCUCCCGAAGAAGCCGAUACAACUAGACAAUAGUGCUUUCUUGGAUGAAGACAGCAACCAGCCAAUGCCAGUGGACCGGUUCUUUGGAGAUAUCGAGUUUAUACAGGAUCUCCCAGCAGUUGCGCUCCCAAGCACAACGAUGAGCAGGCGAGAAUUCAGAAAGCUACAUUUCAUUGCAAAGGAAGAUGAGGAGGAGGAGGAAGAGGAUGUUGUCUAACAACAAACUAUAAACAAAUGAAACCUUUUUUCUUUUUCUUUGCACAUGUAAUGAUGGUUGGCUAUGUCACUAACAUAAGGUGUCUGCGUUUGCCUUUUCUCAGAGAGAGAACUGGUAGAGUUUGUUUUUCUGGAAUUGGCAGAUACAGUAUUCUCCCGCAGUUAUCUGGGGCAAAGAUUGACUGAAUUUUCAGUGAUUUUGAAACAAAUUGUAAUUUAUCGCUUUACCGCUAAUAUUUAGGACAAAAACAGGGAAAAGAGAAGUUCUUACUGCUUUUUUAUGAAUUUGAGCCCAUGUCUAGCGUGAACAUUUGGUCUCACUCCUUUUUUAAAAAUAGCCAAGAAAACCAUGUUAGGACAAGGUCCUUUUUCUUUUAAUUCUGCUAUGUCUGUCAUUGUGGCAUCCAGUUAGUAAUGCAGCCAGCCGAGUACCCAGUACAGAGAGGCACACCGGCCUCUGUUGCAUAAGUUGUGUUGCAUUGUUUACAUCCAAACCAGAAGCAAUUAAACCUCUAAAAUGCAGUUCUGCUGGCAAAACUAAAUGCAUGGAUGUCAAUGUGAGUUCAGUGGUGUUAACCUCUGGAAGUUAAGUACUAUUUAUUGCACGUCAGUUCUCUGAACCACCGCCAUGUGAAGCUGACUGCUUCCCUCUUCCACCAGACCAGCCGUAAGCAUUGCCUUUUUUAAUGGUUGUGUAAUGCAGCUCGUGCGGUAUUUUCAAUUGACUUCCAAGGGUUAUGAGUAGGAAUUUCGUCAGUGAUAAAGGAGGAAUAAACACUCUCAGUGUCGGACUUGGUAGAUGAACGAGUAUCGAUUGCUAAGGAUAUGGGUCAGUCCACCAAAUUUGUUAUUUUGGCCUGCAUUUUUAGAAACUAAUGAGCAACCUCAGAUGAUUUCAGGAACUGUUAACUCACCCAAUGUUUAAGAUACUACUUCUUUGAAAGUGUGAUUAUGCAGUAAGCUUCCAGAUCUUUAUUGUUAUAAGUAGUUUCUUCUACAUUUCUAUAAAUAUAGAGAAAAUGUUAUCAGCAGAUGGUUUAAAUAAAUAUUAAUUUCUACA
Molecule: messenger RNA, 1875 nt
Organism: Gymnogyps californianus (California condor)
Lineage: Eukaryota; Metazoa; Chordata; Aves; Accipitriformes; Cathartidae
Gene: C21H1orf174
Product: chromosome 21 C1orf174 homolog
Exons: 3
Coding region: 1-816 (271 amino acids)
Source: RefSeq, a predicted model, not a curated record